CCAUUAGCUAUUAAAACUGUUAAUGCUAUUAAAAAGCUUCAAAACUAUUUUAAAAAAAAAAAUAAACUGUUAAAAGCCGUUAAGCUGUUAACCUUAAAAGCCGUUAAGCUGUUAACUUUAAAAGCCGUUAAGCUAUUAAUCUUAAAAGCUGUUAAACUAUUAGCCGUUAAAAGCCGUUAA
Messenger RNA from Racocetra fulgida, 180 nucleotides. The record is from the annotation of a GenBank genome assembly. NCBI's taxonomy places the organism in Eukaryota, Fungi, Glomeromycota, Glomeromycetes, Diversisporales, Gigasporaceae.